Protobothrops mucrosquamatus (brown spotted pit viper) is the source of this 1143-nucleotide messenger RNA. RefSeq names its product neuropeptides B/W receptor type 2-like. The coding region runs from base 1 to 1143 and encodes 380 amino acids. The transcript is spliced from 2 exons. Gene Ontology annotation, biological process: neuropeptide signaling pathway. Gene Ontology annotation, molecular function: neuropeptide binding; neuropeptide receptor activity. The record is from RefSeq and is a predicted model, not a curated record. NCBI's taxonomy places the organism in Eukaryota, Metazoa, Chordata, Lepidosauria, Squamata, Viperidae. Gene Ontology annotation, cellular component: membrane; neuron projection.
AUGGCUAACAACACUUGGGAGAGUGGAGAGCUGGGCACCAACGCCACCAGCCUUGGACCGGACCAAGCCUGCAUCCGUGAGAACGCUACCCAGGUCAACUUGACGUCCCAGGAAUUCCAGUCUCCAGACUUCUACGUGGUCCUCCCGGUGAUCUACUCGGUGAUCUGUGCGGUGGGUCUAACCGGGAACACGGCGGUCAUCUACGUGAUCCUGAAGGCUCCCAAAAUGAAGACGGUCACCAACAUGUUCAUCCUGAACUUAGCCAUUGCCGAUGACCUCUUCACCCUGGUCUUGCCCAUCAACAUUGCCGAACACCUGUUGCACUACUGGCCCUUCGGAGCGGUCCUUUGCAAGAUCAUCCUCUCCGUUGACCAUUACAAUAUCUUCUCCAGCAUUUAUUUCCUCACCGUCAUGAGCAUUGACCGGUACCUGGUUGUGCUAUCGACCGUCCGGUCCAAAAGGAUGCCGCACCGCACUUACCGGGCGGCCCGUAUCAUCAGCUUCGGCGUUUGGAUCCUGGUCACCCUGAUUGUGUUUCCUUUCUUCAUCUUUGCCAACGUCUACAAGGACGACUUGAACAUCACAAGCUGUGGACUCAAUUUCCCCAAACCAGAAAGAUCCUGGUUCAAAGCCAGCCGGAUCUACACGCUCUUCUUGGGCUUUGCCAUUCCGGUCUCCACCAUCUGUGUCCUUUACACCAUGAUGCUGUACAAUCUGAGGCACAUGAGCUUAAACUCCAAUGCCAAAGCUUUGGACAAAGCUAAAAAGAAAGUCACCAUCAUGGUCUUUGUCGUUUUGGCGGUCUGCCUCUUCUGCUGGACGCCCUUCCACCUGGCCACCAUUGUGGCUUUGACCACGGACUUGCCCCAGACCCCGGCGGUCAUCGGCAUCUCCUAUUUCAUCACCAGCCUGAGCUAUGCCAACUCUUGCUUGAAUCCUUUCUUGUACGCCUUCCUGGAUGACAGCUUUCAGAAAAGUUUCAGGAAGAUGCUAGAAUGCAGAACCCCGGCGGUCAUCGGCAUCUCCUAUUUCAUCACCAGCCUGAGCUAUGCCAACUCUUGCUUGAAUCCUUUCUUGUACGCCUUCCUGGAUGACAGCUUUCAGAAAAGUUUCAGGAAGAUGCUAGAAUGCAGAGCGGCUUGA